Messenger RNA from Caenorhabditis elegans, 2333 nucleotides. It is a transcript of the gene mltn-1, whose product is annotated as MLt-TeN (mlt-10) related. The coding region runs from base 69 to 2198 and encodes 709 amino acids. Lineage: Eukaryota; Metazoa; Nematoda; Chromadorea; Rhabditida; Rhabditidae. The transcript is spliced from 7 exons. The record is from RefSeq and is marked reviewed.
CUCUUUACAUCCAGAAAUCCAUAAAAUCACAGGGAAUCCCUUUUCUCUGGUCUCUGGUUUACCACAUUAUGAUCCUAUUCCCUAUUAUUUUAUUUCUAACACUUCUACCGUAUCCAUGCACCUGCUUAAAAGUUAAAUCGGAAGUAGAUGUGACAAAAUAUGGGUUGACGCAAAAAGAAAUCUUGAAAUCUCCACAUUAUAAAGACAAAGUUUUCAAUGUUCCCAUGUCGACAGAGUCUGGAGAAGAGCUCUUGGAGCAUUGGGCGGUUCAAGGAUUUUCCGGAGUUGUCGCAGCGAUUGCUACAAGAAGACUAGCCCUUGUUGAAGACUACCAAAAAAAGAGCCAUGAGAAAUGCUCAUCCGAGGCUGAAACUCUUUCGGAGCACGCAAGUUGCUUGCUCAAGCUAGAAGACGACGCACAUAGAAAUCGAUUGGUUCAUAGGAGAAAGCUCUUCAGCAGAAAGAUGCGUCGCCGAAUCGAUAAGAUGGUUACCAACACUACAAUGACUCCAAUAACUGAAAAAGAGAUUCGGGAAGAUAAAGAAUGGAUUGGGUCAUUCAAGUUUCGGGCAAAACGAGAAAUUAGAGUGCACACCAGAGAUAGCUAUACUUUAAAAGCCGAAAAAGAAAUGACACCAUUCGGCCUGGUAACGAGACAUCUCUCUAGCGCUGUGAAACUUCUCAAAAAGACGGACAAGGUGUCAAAGUGGCAAGAUACUAUCGAACGAAUCACCAAGAAAGCCGAAGAAAUCAAAGAGCAAAAGAAAAUGGAGGAUUUUAUGCAAAAGAGAAUGUCGAUUUAUGCAGAUGCAGCUGAAAAGAUGAAGCAGAAUAAGAAGAUUGCGAAGGAUGAUAGUUUAAAGGAGUUCAACGAUUUGGAGCAAUUUAUAGACAAUGAUCAGAUUAAGGAGGUGUUGAGGAAUAGGAAGAAUAAAAUGACGGAACAGGAAAAGUUGAUGAUGAUUCCGAUGAAAAUGAUGAGAGAUGCCGCCAAGAUGGGAUUGGAAAUGUCGGGUCACAAUACAACAGAUUUCGAUCGGAAAAUUGUCAGAAUUAUCAGUCCACGUCUUAUGAGUGUGAUUCCACAAGAAGAAGCUGCAAAGAAUAAUGAGAUUGAUCUCCUCUCUCCUUCACUAUUUGCUCUACACGAGGAUGGCUCUGGAGUAGAAAAGAAAGCAUCACUCGGAAACAUCCUAGGAUCUCUCACCGAUAACAAAGACUCUCAGGAUUUCUUGGAUUUUAUUGUGGAAGCAACUGGUGUCAAUGAAGCGAUGGAACGGGUUGAAAGAAAAAUCGGAGAGUAUCGAAGACUCAAAGACGAUGCGAUGGGAAGAGGGCCUGAAGGUCAACCGUUGUACUUCACAAAAGAAAAUGUAACAGAAAAAUAUCCGCAUGAGGCGAGGAAAAUCGAAAUGUUCGAGUCUUUGGAUAAAACUUAUACCGAUGAGCAGCUCAAGGAGAUGAACAGAACAGGCUAUACUAUUAUGAGACAUGAUCAGAUGGAUUUGAUCUACGGGAAGGGAUCAGUGGGGGAAAAUGAGAAGUUCUUGAAAUUGGCAAAAUCAAUGAGCAGACCACAAAUCGAUAGAGCUAUUAUGGGAACAAUCAAGGACUUGGCACAUGAGAAAGUCAAAUUUGAGGCAAAGAGAAAUGAUAUUAUUUUAUCACCGAUCACAUUUAGUAACUUCAUUUUGGAUCCAGUGGCUGUCUCCCAACCGGCAAUCCUGUCUCCUGUCAUGCUGUCAUCACUGAUCCUCUCUCCAGCUGUCUACGGAGUAAUGAUCCUUUCCCCAUGGCUAUUGGUACCUGUCAUUCUUUCCCCGCGUCUUCUAUCACCAGUAGCUGUGAAUCCGUUCCUGCUGGUUCCGAUCAUUCUAUCACCUCUAGCCUUUAACCCAUUCAUCCUGUGCCCAGGAUCCAUGAAUCCAUUCGUACUUUCCCCGCUCAUCUUCGCCCCAUUCAUUCUCUCCCCACAAGUACUGACUCCACUGAUCUUGACUCCGUUCUGUCUCGGACCAAUUAUUCUGAACCCACUGGCGUUGAGUCCCCUAGUUCUGUCCCCAUUCGUCUUGUCCCCGACAAUCCUCUCUCCUCAGUAUGUGACUGCUGUCGUGCUUUCUCCAUAUGCUCUGAGCCCCGCGUGGGGAUCCGAUGGAGCUAUGGUCACCGUGUUUGCCUCUCCAAGUUGGCUUUCAUAACAUAUAUAUAUAUAUAUAUAUAUAUACUUCACUUGUGAAUUUAUGGGUCAUAUAUCUAACUUCUCAAUCUACAACUAUUACAUGUACAAUUUAAUAAUUGAUUAUUUUUAAUAAUAAUAAAAAUAUAAUAAUUUU